Molecule: messenger RNA, 735 nt
Organism: Aquila chrysaetos chrysaetos
Lineage: Eukaryota; Metazoa; Chordata; Aves; Accipitriformes; Accipitridae
Exons: 5
Coding region: 94-735 (213 amino acids)
Source: RefSeq, a predicted model, not a curated record
UGGUCUGUCCUUCCGCAGCUGGUGGCGAGCCUUGGCAAAACUAGAAUAUACUACGGUUGUGGCUUCCAAAUCAAGAGUCAAGUUCUCCUAUGCAUGAAUUCAGGCAGAAGGCUAACCAGCAGAAAGAGGACUAAAUGGCAAAGAGUAUCGAAAGAAAAAAGAUGUAACAAGACAGGUGAGGAUGCAGUGUUGGUCAUUGCAGGAUGUUGCAGUGAAACCAGACAACCCGAACCAAAGCAAAGACCACCGAGAAGCCCACAGUGGGCAGCAGGCUUCCCGGUUUGCAGAGUCAUCUACCUUCAGUGCAAGUGUAGGAUUGAUGAGACCGGGGCAGCAGGACGAGUUCCCAGGUUGAGACGCCGAGGCCCCUGGCGUGCUGGCCUCCCCCAGCUCCUCGCCGGCAGGACAGAAGGUAACCCCGCUCGCCCCUCGCGUCCCCGGGAGAGCGGUGCCGGACUCGGGAGAAGCACCGUGCCGCAGCGGUGGCACAGCCCGCCGGCGUCGCGGGCCCCGGGGAGCCGCGGGCCUGUUGCCCGGUGGAGGAGGGCGGGCGGGCGGGCGGGCGAGGCGGCUCCGGCGGCUUCGCUUGGGGACGCCGCCUGCCCUGCGGGUCGGGCCGGGCAGCGCCGGGUGUCGUCCGCCGCCGGGGCUGCGCUGCCGGCAGCCGGGUGCUUCCAGCACAAAGGCGGCGGAGCGCGGUGUGCAUUCGGUAUUCCGCAGCCGGGUUACACGUGA